AGUUCAGGGAGCUGGCAGAGCUAGGCCAAGGCUAGCGAGGGCAGUCGGGUUGUCACGUGAUGGGACAUUCGUGACAGCUGUGCGUGUGUGACAGUAGCUUUCGGGUGUCGCGGGACGGGCUAUGCGGCCGUGCGAUGACCGCUACCUUGGCCUGCGAUGUGUCGGAGAAGAAGAAAGCCGACAAGCGUGCCCACUACGCCCCCUUGGCCGGCGGCCAGAACCCGACGGGACGAAAGAGGAGCCUAUGCCGCCGAUUCCCAUCUCGGUAUGUGCUCAGCCUGCUGCUGUUCUGGGGCUUCUUCCUUCUCUACGCGCUGCGCGUCAACCUAAGCGUGGCCAUCGUGGCCAUGGUCAAUGGCACAGCAGUGCUGGCUGCGGGAACCACGGCCAGUGGUGCCGACUGUCCUGCGCCCGAUGGCUCCCUGUACAACGCCACUGCUGACCCAGAAACGAGAGGCGAGUUUAACUGGGACGAACGCACGCAAGGUGCCGUUCUGGGUUCCUUCUUCUACGGCUACGUGCUGACCCAAGUGCCCGGUGGUCGGCUGGCUGACCGCUUCGGGGCCAAGAGGUUACUUGGCGCAGGCAUCCUGGUGACCUCGCUGCUUACCCUCCUCACUCCGUUCGCUGCGCGCAUCAGUCCAGUGGCACUCAUGGUGCUGCGCUUCGGUGAGGGCAUCUCCGAGGGUGUGGUGUUUCCCUCGUCCCUGGCAUUGCUGUCGCACUGGUCGCCUGUGCACGAGCGGAGUCGGCUGGUGAGCCUGAACACGGUGGGCACUGCGGUCGGGACCGUAGUCACCCUGCCGCUCACCGCCCAGCUCUGUGCGAGUACCUGGGGCUGGCCUGGCAUCUUCUACCUCCUUGGUGUGCUUGGCUGUGUGUGGUUCGUGCUGUGGAUGUCCCUGGUGUAUGAGUGGCCCGAGAUGCACCCGGGCAUCUCCAACCGUGAGCUUCAACACAUCCAACGCUACCGGGGUAGUUCCUGCGCUGCUCAGCAGCCACAUGGUGUACCGUGGGGCCGCCUUCUGAGCUCACGGAGUGUUUGGGCCCUGGGCGUGACCAUGUUCUGCGGCAACUGGGGCUUCUACCUGUUACUCAUAGAUCUACCCAACUACCUCCGUGGAGUCUUGCACCGACCCAUUGGAAGCAAUGGCUAUGAGAAUGCAGCCGUGCACAUAGCGGGAGCUGUGAGCAUGUUGCUGUGCGCCCCCGUAGCUGACCUUCUUCGCAAGCGCCAGAUGCUUUCCGUCACCGUCAUCCGCAAGGUGUUCCAGACCUUGGGCUUGCUGGGGCCGGCGCUGUGCCUUUCACUGGUUCCCCUGGUGGGGUGCGAUGCCAGGGCGGCACUGGUGUGCCUGGUUUCUGGCAUGGCCCUGUACGGAUUCACCGUUGGGGGACAGAGCCCACUGACCCUGGACAUCGCGCCAGACUUUGCAGGCACGGUGAUGGGCAUUGUGAACUGCAUGGGCAACCUGUCGGGCAUGCUGGCGCCCCUGGUGACCGGCUACAUCAUUGAGCAUGACGAGAGCCUGGCACAGUGGCGCAAGUUGUUCCUGCUGGCAUCGGCCAUCUACACUUUUGGUGCAGUGAGCUUCGUACUGUUCGGCUCUGCCAAAGUGGAAGAGUGGGGUGUGGCACCCACCAAAAAGAACAGCCUGAUGAGCUUCCCGCACCCGGAGUCCGACUCGGAAGAGGACCCCGAAGACUUCCAUGCUGUGGCUGCCGAGAUGCACCUAAUGUGAUGCUCCCUGUGAUGCACAUUGUCACAUGUGAUUUCUUCUCGCAUAUGGUUACGAACCGGUGAAGUCCUGCGACGCACUUACCCAGUCAACGUGCGAAGGCCUCCUGUGAUGCACCUACAAGUCAUCGCACAUCAUCACCUAUGUGGCAAUAUGGAUUCUCCACCUGUGACAAGGUUUUUAAGAACACUGCACAAAUCGUGCUCAGUUUUACCAGAUAACUACGAGUAGCCAGCUAGUUAGGCAUGUCAUAUUGCAAUAUUCCGCAUGCAGGAGAUUGUCAAAUGUUGUUCAGCAGAGAGCGUGAAAGGCUUCUUUGUUUGGCUCUUAGCAUGGCGGCACCAUCUGGCUGGCUAGCAAUGUAACCGCAAUGGACUUGGUUUUCCUUUUGUGGUGCAUGCCGCUGUGACCAUCGCACAUCUGGUCAGUUAAUGUGUUUCAUGUACAACCCACCCCACCUUCCUUUUUUUUUCACUCUCUCUCUCUCUCUAUCUUUUUAUAGUGAUCCAGCACAAUUUGCAUGUUGAACUAAGAGAAACAAACGUAUAGGAGAAUCAAACUGCUCAUUCGCAGCAUCACAAGUAGGUAUAGCGGGAUGCCCUCUGACAAUCCUAGGGAACCGUUGUUAGUUGGUAUUUGGAGUUGCAAAACAUUGAUGUGCUCGGUUGUCAUGGCAAGUGGGGAAAACAAGGGAGCUUUUUAAACCACCAAAUUACCAAGGCACACAAUUGGGCUCAAAAAAAUGUGAAGUGCUUGCAGCAACUUCUCCCACUUCGUGGUAUUGGACCAUGCAACAUCAGUGGACUGUGUUCAUUGUACUAAUCUUUUAGCAGAAAACAAUAACCUUGAAGCACAAAGAUUGUUUGAACCUGUAGCAAACAUGGCAUCACAUGUUGAUAGGUGAGGCACCUUCUUGUAUCGGUUAGCACAAACACUGAACAGAGUGUGCAGGGAAGCAGGUUCCUGGUAAAACUUGUACUUAGAUAAGGACAGACUGCCUUCAUUUGUUAUUUUCUGUUGCUAAAACCCUACAGCCAUCUUUUUUAGGUGAUGGCUGUCAGGUGAUGCAUGGUGCUUUUACUUCCAUUGUUUGUUACAUGAUGCUUCAAUGAUGUUCAUUGAUACUUUUUUCACGUGGCUUAGAAGAGUUGUGGGCACAAACUGUAGCGCAAACAUAGCACAAGGCUUGGCACGUUCAGAAAGCGUCUUUCAUUGGUUAAAGAGCGGCCAAGGUUACUUUGUGCUUAAGUGUUUCCAUACUGGUGACUCUGUGAUGAAAGUUUAAUCUGAGAAAGUGGUUUUAUAAGCUGAAGAUUUGUUUUAAUUUAAGAAAUUAAAAUGCUGCAUACUCGUUAGUUUUUUUUUUUCUUUAAACAAAUGUACAUUCCAUUGUUGUCUGUUUUUAAAUUUAACCGUGCUAGUUGUUCACGGCACCAUUACUGAUGGUCUGUUCCUGUUAUCUAUGAGGCCAUCAUCACCAUGGUUGUUCAAUGUGAUCACUUUUUUACUCUUUUUUUUUUGCAUGGAGCUGUUUAAAUGCUUUUGUAGUGCGAGUAGACAUCAUUGCAGAUUGCUAGAGAUUAUUUUCAGCACCUUCCUUUAGUGAUUUGCAUGAUCUGCUCGUGUGGCUUGAGUGUUGUCACUCAGCGCAAGGUUGCUGGUUUUAUUACUUGCCUCCUGUACGGCUGUAUUUUACUAGAAGUGAUGAUCUGAAAAAGCCUAUUUCUUAUGUGGUUUUAGCGCAUGUUUAAGAGAUGUUAA
Dermacentor silvarum is the source of this 3500-nucleotide messenger RNA. RefSeq names its product sialin-like. Gene Ontology annotation, molecular function: transmembrane transporter activity. NCBI's taxonomy places the organism in Eukaryota, Metazoa, Arthropoda, Arachnida, Ixodida, Ixodidae. The record is from RefSeq and is a predicted model, not a curated record. Gene Ontology annotation, biological process: transmembrane transport; monoatomic anion transport.